AUGAAUGCCUCACUGUUCUUCUGGUAUACCCUGGAGCCCUUUUUCAGCUGUUCACAGUCGUCUUGCUGCAUAAACACUUUAGGGCCUAACUUUGUCACCGAUUUCCGGUGUUAUUGGAGCUCUCAGCCUUUAUACAACCCUCCUCUUUCAUCCCUCGAAUGUGACCCAAGGACAGAGUUGAAUGAUUUACUGGGCGUGGCCCCAGUUUCCUCACCGGCAGCUCUCAACAUGUUUAUUGAAACCAGAUGCGUUCACGAGAUAGCCAAGUUAACAGUGGAGUAUCCGGUAUACUUUAUCAACUACAUGCGUGGCUGGUUAACUAAGUUCCGUAUCACCAGCACCACUGAAAGGUUCUAA
This is a messenger RNA of Protopolystoma xenopodis, 357 nucleotides long. NCBI's taxonomy places the organism in Eukaryota, Metazoa, Platyhelminthes, Monogenea, Polystomatidea, Polystomatidae. The record is from the annotation of a GenBank genome assembly.